Molecule: messenger RNA, 2942 nt
Organism: Lytechinus variegatus (green sea urchin)
Lineage: Eukaryota; Metazoa; Echinodermata; Echinoidea; Temnopleuroida; Toxopneustidae
Product: acetylcholine receptor subunit beta-type acr-3-like
Exons: 7
Coding region: 142-1362 (406 amino acids)
Biological process (GO): regulation of membrane potential; chemical synaptic transmission; signal transduction
Cellular component (GO): synapse; neuron projection; membrane
Molecular function (GO): extracellular ligand-gated monoatomic ion channel activity; neurotransmitter receptor activity; transmembrane signaling receptor activity
Source: RefSeq, a predicted model, not a curated record
AAGCAGCUUGUAUCUGACCUGCUUGCCAAGUACGGUCCAUCUUCUGUGAGGCCGGUCAAGAACUCCUCCACGCAAUCUGAAGUAUUCUUCAGGCUUCUCCCUAAGGAACUCAUUGGCUUCGACGAGGCCCAUCAACAGAUUAUGUUACUAAACUUUAUGCGAAUGAUGUGGAUUGAUGAGAAUCUAACGUGGGAUCCGAGUGAGUACGGAGGAGUCAAUAUCACCACACUACUGCCGAGCGAUGUCUGGACACCUGAUAUAUCUCUUUAUGAAAAUGCCCAGAAAGAUUUCAUCAGUAUCCAGGAAACAUAUAUCUUAGUAUCGUAUAACGGCUCUAUGGAUUGGUACUUUCCCGCCUUUGUGACAUCAGUAUGUCCAAUCGACAUCACCUACUUCCCAUACGACGUGCAAGAAUGCAAGAUUUCAAUUGGGCCUUGGGCGUACAUGAAAAGCAUGGUGCAUUUCCAGCUCUCUAAACAAGGGGACACCACUAUCGACAUAUUCAACCGAAACGGAGUAUGGAUCCUGGAACGAUCCGUUGGGGUCAACAAGGAUGCGGUCCUCUGCUGCGAUAACAGGACCUGGUCUAUCAUUGAGUACAGCAUCACCAUCCGUCGCAUGUCCAAGUUCUACACUAAGACCGUCGUCGUACCGGCCUUUCUUUUAACUCUAUUGAUGGCGCUCGUAUGUUGGCUUCAUCCAGCUUCCGGUGAGAAGGUGACCUUGGCAGUCAGUAACCUUCUGGCUUUGAUCCUCUUCCAGCAGCUCGUAGCCGAUAGGAUGCCACCGAGCGGUGAAACUACGUCCAUCAUAGUGAGUUUCUUCAUCGUGAUGAUUGCAAUGUGCUGUGCUGAGGUCCUCUGUUCAAUCUUCGUUCUCCGCAUUUAUCACAUGGGUGGUCAGACCGAGGUUCCGUGGUUGGUAAGGCGAAUCAUGCUGUGUCCCAUCAUCCUACCCCUCUACCACAGUCUAGAUAGUAAAGAGGUCUUUAGAGCGCAACAAACCAAUUAUAAAAAACAUCGCAGAUCAAAGCGUGCCAGGGAACGUAUCGAGAUUCCUCUAGAUAAAACCAAAAACCCUCAACCUCGCAACGUCAGCAUCGAGGCACCAAUAGAAACUAUUCGGGACUCCGAGGCGCCAGAUCCCGCUACCAAUGCACUUCUCGUCAACCACGCUAACAACGUACAUCGCCCUAAGAACAGCCUUGGUAGCCAUCACAAGAAUGAUAUUGACCCGGAAAGGAUUGCGCAAACUUGGCGCGAUACGGCUAUCGUUACCGAUAAGCUGAUAUUCUUCGUGUUGUUGCUGGUGACUGCUACCUCUUGGGUCUAUAUGAUCGUGUCGUUUUUAUUCCAUUCGUGAAAAUUCGGACUUAUCCGGAACAAAUCCGAAAUAAUUAUGCACACACAUGUCGAACAAGCACCAGGCCCAUUGAAUAUUUAAAGCGAUUCGGGAAAUGAAAGGUUAUAUUUGGAUGUACACUGUUUUCUAGGCCUACAAAUCCUGGACUGCUGUACAAAAGUCACACUUUCAAAAUCGACAUUGGUCUAUCUUUUAAAAUGGAAAUAUUGUAAAUUGCCACAUAAAUAGCAUUGUAAUAUUUUGUGGUUUGCUCACUGUUUAUUAGAUAGCAGUGGUUUAUCUAAUGAACCUCGUCAAUAGGAGCAAAAACUUCUGGCAAGGAAAAAAAAACAUGAUGGACAGCAGUACGCUUGAUUCACUACCCAAGUUCCCAGAUGAUUAGUAAUAAUGAUAUGUAAUUGCUUUCCAAAUGACUUGUAAUUUAUGUCAUUUCUUAAUAAGACAAAUUAGUUACUGAUGAGGUGUGUGUUUCAUUUAAUAUUACAGACGUGCGUCAAUCAUAUUUUUAUAAUGAGAUACAAAGGUCGGUCUAAGACCGACAUUGAACGUCACCAUUAAAAAAAGACGUAAUAAGGGACCGAACCUCUACAUCCAUUUGUAACUUAUCUUACAUACCUUUAAUUACAAGCGUACCCCCACAAUGCCCAGGAUAAUGAUUAAAGCUAAACUUACAGAUUUUCUGGUUUAAAUCCUACGACGUUACUAUCAUGACUAUUGUACAUCUUAAACAGUCAUUACAUUAGUCAAACAUUGUCGACAUGGUAGUUUACAAGGUUGUUGACAUUCAUCUUUGAAAAGAUUCGUUGUAACCAUCAAAUGCACGUUGGCACCUCAAGUUUCUCAGCGUUCGUAAUAUCGCCAUGUGCUGCGCUAUACGUAAUACGUUUUUAUGAUGCAUUUAUUCCACCCCUUGCCAUUUUAUAUGUUUUAAGUAGUCCUUUAAGACUCACUACCUAACUGUACAUAUCCAUUGCCCGUCUAACACUACUCCCGCAGUGCUAUCGAUUCGAAAAAAAAAAUCAAAAAGUAAUUUCAUUUAAAACUGGUUUAAGGGAUAAGUAAAAAAAAAUGUGUUCAAUUUUGUUACCUAUAAAGAGAUAAAUUAUAAAUAAUUACAUGAAUGCGUCCCUAUUAUAGUCUGUAUCAACUUUCAAUCUAUGAAAGGUGCAAAAUAUACACGCGUGCUGACAGUUUGCAAUGUACAUGGGUCUAACUUUAGCAACGUUUUUAUUCAAUAUGCAUGGUGAUUAAGGGUGAUUAUUUUACCAUCAGUGACGUCGAUAUCUGUUAAUGUAAUGGAUUUUAAAAUUCUACAUUUUAUUUUAAUGUCGGAUAAUUAUGAUUGAUAUCUACAGAUUUGAAAUCAAAGGGGAAAGAUGUUAAAAAAGGGGGAAGAACAGUGUGGUUAUAUGUAAAUCCCCUUUUAUACCAUGUAUCUUUCAACGAAAUUGUAAGAUAUUUUGACAUUUUUUUUUGUUAAUAAUUAACAGUUUAAAAAUGUACUGUGGUGAAAAUAUGAUGUAUUAAAAACGCUUGAAUUUGUCAUCAUGUAUGAUAAAAUGUCAUUCCUGUGAUUUAUC